Exophiala spinifera is the source of this 609-nucleotide messenger RNA. RefSeq lists its product as uncharacterized. Bases 1 to 609 code for a protein of 202 amino acids. Gene Ontology annotation, biological process: proteasome assembly. Gene Ontology annotation, cellular component: cytoplasm; nucleus. The record is from RefSeq and is a predicted model, not a curated record. NCBI's taxonomy places the organism in Eukaryota, Fungi, Ascomycota, Eurotiomycetes, Chaetothyriales, Herpotrichiellaceae. The transcript has a single exon.
AUGGACAAACUAAUCCCAUACAAAUUUCUUUCUCCGCCUUUCCACACAACACAUUACAGUACUCUAGUCCUGACAUUUGAUGUGUCUCAGUCUCUCCGUAUCGCUCCCUCGUCCGCCCUCCCCACGAGCACCACCAACACCAGCUCAUCCAAACUCUCCUCCUCCACCAACCCUCACAAGACCAAAGACCUCGACCGCGGUGCUCCCUCGGCGCCCGGUCUGCCCGACACACUCCGCUCGUCUCUUUCGCCCUCGACGUCGACGACGUCGUCCUCACACCCUCUCGAAUCGCGGCUGGCAAACUGGACCGCCACGCAAGAGUCGACGCGCAUGACUCUGCUGCGCAGAAACUUUGGCAUCGCCGAGCCACUACGACGGGGGAUGGAACUCAAGAUGGUUCGUGACGCCGACGCUUUCCGGCCCACGGUUCUCGGGGCGCCGAGCAGGUUGCACGAAGACGUUCUCACGGGCAAGGACGACCAGAUCAGCUGGGAGGACAUUUACAGCGGGCAAGACGGGAUGAAGCUCGGCCUGGACGCCAGUGGAGAUGGUUCGGCUGUCGGAUGGACCGAGGAAAUGGAGCGCAAGGUUGGGAUGUGGAAGUGGUAG